Molecule: messenger RNA, 2487 nt
Organism: Sus scrofa (pig)
Lineage: Eukaryota; Metazoa; Chordata; Mammalia; Artiodactyla; Suidae
Source: RefSeq, a predicted model, not a curated record
AUGGCCGCUCCAGUGAAUCGCCUGCCCCACCGAGGACUGGUCCUGCUGUGCCUCUUCCUGGGGAGGCUGUGGGAGAGCGGGGCUCGCCAGAUCCGCUACUCGGUACCUGAAGAGACAGAAAAAGGCUAUAUCGUGGGGAAUAUCUCCAAGGAUCUGGGGCUGGAGCCCCGCGAGCUGGCGGGGCGCGGAGUCCGCAUCGUCUCCAGAGGUAGGACGCAGCUCUUUGCGCUGAACGCGCGAAGCGGCAGCCUGGUCACCGCGGGCCGCAUAGACCGGGAGGAGCUCUGCGCGCAGAGCGCGCCGUGCCUGGUGAACUUUAAAGUCCUGGUUGAAGACAGAGUGCAGCUUUACGGAGUCGAAAUAGAAGUGACUGAUGUCAAUGAUAAUAACCCGAAAUUCCAGGUGGAAAGUCUAGAGGUAAAAAUCAACGAAAUCGCUGCGCCUGGAACUCGCUAUCCGCUCCCAGAGGCUGUCGACCCGGAUGUGGGCGCGAACGCCCUGCAGAGCUACCAGCUCAGCCCCAGUCCCCACUUCUCGCUGGACGUGCAGACCGGAGACGACGGAACUGUAAGGCCAGAGCUGGUGCUGCAGCGCGCCCUGGACCGCGAGGAGGAGGCUGCUCACCACCUGGUCCUCAUGGCCUCGGACGGCGGCGACCCGCGUCGCUCCAGCACAGUGCACGUCCGAGUGACGGUGCUGGAUACCAACGACAAUGCCCCGGUGUUUGCUCAGCCAGUCUACCGGGUGAAAGUCCCCGAGAACGUGCCCCCAGGCACCCUGCUGCUUACUGUGAGCGCUAGCGACCCAGAUGAGGGCACCAAUGGAGACGUGGCCUAUAGAUUCUGGAAAAUCAGUGAAAAACAGUCUCCGUUAUUCCAUCUUAAUGAACAGACUGGAGAAAUAUCAGCAGCAAAGAGUCUGGAUUAUGAGGAAUGUGCAUUUUAUGACAUGGAGAUACAGGCUGAAGAUGGUGGGGGAUUGAAGGAUCGGGCCAAAGUCCUCAUUUCAGUGGAAGAUGUCAACGACAAUAGGCCUGAAGUGACUGUUACCUCUCUGUUUAGCCCAGUGAGGGAAGAUGCUCCUCAAGGAACUGUGAUUGUUCUUUUCAAUGCUCAUGACCAAGACUCUGGGAAGAACGGUCAAGUUGUCUGUUCCAUCCAGGACGCUCUACCGUUUAGGUUAGAAAAGUCAACUGAAGAUUAUUAUAGAUUAUUGACAACCGGAAAUCUUGACCGGGAAAAAAACUUUGAAUAUAACAUCACCGUGACGGCGACAGACAGAGGAACACCGCCCCUGUCCACAGAAAUUCACAUCACCCUAAACGUGGUCGACAUCAAUGACAACCCACCUUCCUUUCCUCAAACCUCUUACUCAGUCUACCUCCCUGAGAAUAACCUUAGGGGCAUGUCCAUCUUUUCUGUGUCAGCCCACGACCCCGAUAGCGAUGAGAACGCCCGGGUUGUUUAUUCCGUUGCUGAGGACACCAUCCAAGGCGCGCCCCUCUCCUCCUAUGUCUCCAUCAACUCUGACACUGGGGUCCUAUAUGCUUUGCGCUCCUUCGACUAUGAACAGUUUCGAGACCUGCAUUUGAGAGUGAUUGCAAGUGACAGUGGGGACCCACCCCUCAGCAGCAAUGUGUCUCUGAGCCUCUUCGUGCUGGACCAGAAUGACAACGCACCUGAAAUCUUAUACCCUGCCCUCCCCACCGACGGUUCUACCGGUGUAGAGCUGGCACCCCGCUCUGCAGAGCCCGGCUACCUGGUGACCAAGGUGGUGGCGGUGGACAGAGACUCAGGCCAGAACGCCUGGCUGUCCUACCGCCUGCUCAAGGCCAGCGAGCCCGGGCUCUUCGCGGUGGGGCUGCACACGGGCGAGGUGCGCACAGCGCGGGCCCUGCUGGACAGAGACGCCCUCAAGCAGAGCCUGGUGGUGGCGGUCCAGGACCACGUGGCAGACAGCAUCCCCGAAGUCCUGGCUGACCUGGAUAGCCUUGAAUCUCCUGCCAGCCCCGAUGACUCAGGCCUCACACUGUACUUGGUGGUGGCGGUGGCGCCGGUCUCCUGUGUCUUCCUGGCCUUUGUCAUCAUGCUGCUGGCGCUCAGGCUGAGGCGCUGGCAGCUGUCGCGUGUGCUGCAGGCGUCAGGAGGCGGACUGGGUGGCGUGCCCGCGUCCCACUUCGUGGGCGUGGACGGGGUGCGGGCUUUCCUGCAGACCUAUUCGCACGAGGUGUCGCUCACCGCGGACUCGAGGGGGAGCCACGUGAUCUUCCCGCAGCCCAACUAUGCGGACACGCUCAUCAGCCAGGAGAGCUCCACCCACACAGAGAGAAGGAAGCCCGCUCACACACCCAGGCUCCUGGCCGCGCAGGCUCUGCUCAGCACAGACGCCUUCCCAAUCCGCCUGUCCUGGGCCAAAUGCCCCUUCCGUGACGCCGUGGAUUGCAGUUUCUUUGCCUCUCCAGAAAGACCGGGCUCCAGCGAGACCUAG